UGCCCCCGCCGCUGCCCUCCACGCCUCCGCGCCCCCACCUCCACCCCUUUCUCUCGUCUCUUCCUCCCCCUGCUCCUGCGUCCAGCCGCCGGGAGGGAGCCCCGGGCCGCGCCGCCGCCGUCCCCGCGCCCAUGUAUGAGGGCAAGAAGACCAAGAACAUGUUCCUGACGCGGGCGCUGGAGAAGAUCCUGGCCGACAAGGAAGUGAAGAAGGCGCAUCACUCCCAGCUGCGCAAGGCGUGCGAGGUGGCGCUCGAGGAAAUAAAAGUGGAGACUGAAAAACAGAGUCCUCCUCAUGGAGAAGCAAAAGCUGGAUCAAGCACCCUUCCACCAGUGAAAUCAAAGGCAAAUUUUAUUGAAGCAGACAAGUACUUUUUACCCUUUGAAUUGGCCUGCCAGUCCAGAUGUCCCCGCAUAGUUAAUACAUCUCUAGAUUGUUUACAGAAGCUUAUUGCUUAUGGGCACUUGACUGGCAAUGCUCCAGAUAGUACAACACCAGGCAAAAAGUUAAUUGAUAGAAUUAUAGAAACGAUUUGUGGCUGUUUCCAAGGUCCUCAAACAGAUGAAGGAGUUCAGUUGCAAAUAAUAAAGGCAUUACUUACUGCAGUAACAUCUCAACACAUAGAAAUUCAUGAAGGAACUGUACUGCAAGCUGUGAGAACAUGUUACAAUAUCUAUCUAGCAAGCAAAAAUCUCAUCAAUCAGACAACAGCCAAAGCUACUCUUACUCAGAUGCUAAAUGUGAUCUUUGCACGCAUGGAAAACCAAGCAUUGCAGGAAGCCAAACAAAUGGAAAAAGAGAGGCACCGGCAUCAUCAUCAUCUGUUGCAGUCUCCAGUAAGCCAUCAUGAGCCUGAAUCACCUCACCUUAGAUAUCUGCCACCUCAGACUGUUGAUCAUAUAUCCCAAGAACAUGAAAGAGACCUUGAUCCCCAUACAAAUGAUGUGGAUAAAAGCCUUCAGGAUGACAUAGAACCUGAAAAUGGAUCUGAUAUUUCCAGUGCAGAAAAUGAACAGACUGAAGCUGAUCAGGCAACUGCAGCUGAAACAUUAUCUAAAAAUGACAUAUUAUAUGAUGGAGAAAACCAUGACUGUGAGGAAAAGCCACAAGACAUUGUACAGAGCAUUGUAGAAGAAAUGGUGAACAUUGUUGUUGGAGUCAGGUGUGUUUGUAUGUUUUUUGUUCUUACCAUUGUAGAUAUGGGAGAAAGGACCAUAAAUGCAAAUGCAGAUGGCAACAUUGGAACUAUAGAGGAUGGUAGCGACAGUGAAAAUAUUCAAGCAAAUGGAAUUCCAGGAACACCAAUUUCUGUUGCAUAUACACCGUCCUUACCUGAUGACAGACUCUCUGUCUCUUCCAAUGAUACUCAGGAAUCUGGAAAUUCUUCAGGACCUUCACCUGGUGCUAAGUUUUCCCACAUUUUACAAAAGGAUGCCUUUCUAGUAUUCAGGUCAUUGUGUAAACUGUCAAUGAAACCGCUGUCAGAUGGACCGCCAGAUCCAAAGUCUCAUGAGUUACGAUCCAAGAUUCUUUCAUUGCAGUUACUUCUAUCCAUUCUGCAGAAUGCAGGACCUGUUUUCAGGACAAAUGAGAUGUUUAUUAAUGCUAUUAAGCAGUACCUGUGUGUUGCACUCUCAAAAAAUGGAGUCUCUUCUGUGCCAGAGGUUUUUGAGCUUUCCCUUUCCAUAUUUCUUACUUUGUUAUCAAACUUCAAGACACACCUAAAGAUGCAAAUUGAGGUGUUCUUUAAAGAAAUUUUCCUCUAUAUUUUGGAAACUUCUACCAGCUCGUUUGACCACAAAUGGAUGGUUAUUCAGACAUUGACAAGGAUUUGUGCAGAUGCUCAGAGUGUAGUGGAUAUUUAUGUAAACUAUGACUGUGAUUUAAAUGCAGCAAAUAUAUUUGAAAGAUUAGUAAAUGAUCUGUCAAAAAUUGCUCAAGGCCGGGGCAGUCAGGAACUUGGUAUGAGUAAUGUUCAGGAAUUAAGCCUGAGGAAAAAAGGUUUAGAGUGCUUAGUGUCGAUUUUGAAGUGCAUGGUUGAAUGGAGUAAGGAUCAGUACGUGAACCCCAACUCUCAGACAACUCUUGGUCAGGAAAAACCCUCAGAACAAGAGACAAGUGAUAUCAAACACCCUGAGACAAUAAACAGAUACGGAAGUUUAAAUUCCCUGGAGUCAACAUCAUCAUCAGGAAUAGGCAGCUAUAGCACACAGAUGUCUGGCACUGAUAAUCCAGAACAGUUUGAAGUCUUAAAACAACAAAAAGAAAUAAUAGAACAAGGGAUAGAUUUGUUUAAUAAGAAACCAAAGAGAGGAAUACAGUACCUCCAAGAACAAGGAAUGCUUGGCACUACACCUGAAGAUAUUGCUCAAUUCUUACAUCAAGAGGAAAGAUUAGACUCUACUCAAGUGGGUGAAUUCCUGGGAGAUAACGACAAGUUUAACAAAGAAGUCAUGUAUGCAUAUGUGGACCAACAUGACUUUUCAGGAAAGGACUUUGUUUCAGCCCUUCGAAUGUUUCUGGAAGGAUUCCGUCUUCCAGGGGAAGCUCAGAAAAUUGAUCGAUUGAUGGAAAAAUUUGCUGCAAGAUACCUAGAAUGCAACCAAGGACAAACCCUGUUUGCUAGCGCAGAUACUGCUUAUGUUCUGGCUUACUCAAUUAUUAUGCUGACCACAGAUCUUCACAGUCCACAGGUUAAAAAUAAAAUGACAAAGGAACAGUACAUUAAGAUGAAUAGAGGUAUCAAUGACAGUAAAGACCUUCCUGAAGAGUAUCUAUCAGCCAUCUACAAUGAAAUAGCUGGCAAAAAGAUAUCAUUGAAAGAAACGAAAGAAUUAGCAAUCCCUACAAAAUCAAGUAAGCAAAAUGUAGCUAAUGAAAAACAAAGAAGACUUCUGUAUAACUUAGAAAUGGAACAGAUGGCUAAGACAGCUAAAGCACUCAUGGAAGCCGUCAGCCAUGUUCAAGCACCUUUUACAAGUGCAACGCAUUUGGAGCAUGUGAGACCCAUGUUUAAGUUGGCUUGGACACCUUUUCUGGCUGCAUUCAGUGUGGGUCUACAAGACUGUGAUGAUACUGAAGUAGCUUCUCUUUGCCUGGAAGGUAUAAGAUGUGCAAUCAGAAUUGCAUGCAUUUUCAGCAUUCAGCUGGAAAGAGAUGCAUAUGUUCAGGCACUAGCAAGAUUUACCUUACUCACAGUGAGUUCUGGUAUUACUGAAAUGAAACAGAAGAACAUUGACACAAUAAAAACGCUUAUCACAGUGGCUCAUACAGAUGGAAAUUAUUUAGGAAAUUCAUGGCAUGAGAUUCUGAAGUGCAUCAGUCAGUUGGAGCUUGCACAACUUAUAGGAACUGGAGUGAAACCUCGAUACAUUUCUGGAACAGUGCGAGGCAGAGAAGGAUCUCUUACUGGAACGAAGGAUCAGGCUCCUGAUGAAUUUGUGGGGCUAGGCCUGGUUGGAGGAAAUGUGGACUGGAAGCAGAUAGCAAGUAUUCAGGAAUCCAUUGGAGAAACCAGUUCUCAGAGUGUUGUUGUUGCUGUAGAUAGAAUAUUUACAGGGUCUACAAGGCUAGAUGGAAAUGCUAUUGUGGAUUUUGUCCGUUGGCUCUGUGCUGUGUCUAUGGAUGAAUUACUUUCCACUACACAUCCAAGAAUGUUUAGUCUACAAAAAAUAGUAGAAAUAUCAUAUUACAACAUGGGAAGAAUAAGAUUGCAAUGGUCUCGAAUUUGGGAAGUUAUUGGAGAUCAUUUUAAUAAGGUUGGCUGUAAUCCUAAUGAAGACGUAGCUAUUUUUGCAGUAGACUCCUUGAGACAAUUGUCAAUGAAGUUCUUAGAGAAAGGGGAGCUUGCUAAUUUCAGAUUCCAGAAGGAUUUCUUAAGACCUUUUGAACAUAUAAUGAAACGGAACAGGUCUCCAACCAUUCGAGAUAUGGUUGUGCGAUGUAUAGCACAGAUGGUGAAUUCUCAAGCUGCUAACAUUCGGUCUGGAUGGAAGAACAUUUUCUCUGUAUUUCAUCUAGCUGCAUCUGAUCAAGAUGAAAGCAUAGUGGAACUUGCAUUCCAAACAACAGGGCACAUUGUCACUCUUGUGUUUGAAAAACACUUUCCAGCGACCAUUGAUUCCUUCCAGGAUGCAGUGAAGUGUUUGUCUGAGUUUGCCUGCAAUGCAGCUUUCCCAGACACAAGUAUGGAAGCAAUCCGACUUAUUCGCCAUUGUGCAAAAUACGUGUCUGACAGACCGCAGGCUUUUAAGGAAUACACAAGCGACGAUAUGAAUGUGGCGCCUGAAGACAGGGUGUGGGUGAGAGGAUGGUUCCCCAUCCUCUUUGAGUUAUCCUGUAUCAUCAAUAGAUGCAAAUUAGAUGUAAGAACCAGGGGCUUAACAGUAAUGUUUGAAAUAAUGAAAACUUACGGUCACACUUAUGAAAAACACUGGUGGCAGGAUUUAUUUAGAAUUGUGUUCAGAAUCUUUGACAACAUGAAAUUGCCAGAACAGCAGACAGAGAAAGCUGAAUGGAUGACAACGACCUGUAAUCAUGCCCUUUAUGCCAUCUGUGACGUGUUCACCCAGUAUUUAGAAGUGCUCAGUGAUGUGCUUUUGGAUGAUAUUUUUGCCCAGCUGUACUGGUGUGUGCAGCAAGACAAUGAGCAGUUAGCACGAUCUGGUACAAACUGCUUAGAGAAUGUUGUUAUCCUGAAUGGGGAAAAAUUUACCCUAGAAAUCUGGGAUAAAACUUGUAACUGCACACUGGAUAUCUUCAAAACUACAAUCCCACAUGCGCUUUUGACGUGGCGUCCCACUUCCGGAGAAACUGUCCCCCUACCUUCCUCUCCUGUGAGUGAAAAACAGUUGGAUACAAUAUCACAGAAAUCUGUAGAUAUCCAUGAUUCUAUUCAACCAAGAUCUGCAGAUAAUAGACAGCAAGCAACAUUGGCUUCUGUCUCUACAGUGAAUGAAGAAGCCAACAAAAUUAAACCUUCAGCAAAAUAUCCAGAACAAAAACUGUUUGCUGCCCUGUUGAUUAAAUGUGUUGUGCAGCUGGAACUCAUCCAGACUAUCGACAACAUUGUGUUCUUCCCCGCCACCAGCAGGAAGGAGGAUGCGGAGAACUUAGCUGCAGCCCAGAGAGAUGCCGUGGACUUUGAUGUUCGAGUUGAUACUCAAGACCAAGGAAUGUACCGCUUUUUAACAUCACAACAGCUUUUUAAGCUACUGGACUGCUUAUUAGAGUCACAUCGAUUUGCAAAAGCAUUUAAUUCCAACAAUGAACAGAGGACUGCUCUGUGGAAAGCAGGUUUUAAAGGCAAAUCCAAACCCAACCUUCUGAAGCAGGAGACGAGCAGCCUGGCCUGUGGGCUGCGCAUUCUCUUCCGGAUGUACAUGGAUGAGAGCCGGGUUAGUGCCUGGGAGGAGGUCCAGCAAAGGCUUUUAAAUGUGUGCAGUGAAGCACUGAGUUACUUCCUUACUCUGACAUCAGAGAGUCAUCGGGAGGCCUGGACUAACUUACUGCUUUUGUUUCUAACGAAAGUUCUGAAGAUAAGUGAUAACAGGUUCAAAGCUCACGCAUCAUUCUACUACCCUCUCUUAUGUGAAAUUAUGCAAUUUGACUUGAUUCCUGAACUUCGUGCUGUUCUUAGAAGAUUUUUUCUGCGAAUUGGAGUGGUUUUUCAGAUAUCACAACCACCUGAACAGGAACUUGGACUAAACAAGCAGUGAUGGGAACUCAGCGUUCUUCUCUUGGCGUUUACAUCCCUCUGAUCUUUAAAAGGACCCUGGAGCUGAGAUUUCCUACCUGGAAAAUGGUUUCUCUGAAUUUCAGUGUCUAAGGGUUACUGACUGGUAAAGUGCUUAGAACUAGAACUCAGUCUUGCAACGCUCCAGCCCUCUCCGUGAUGGACCUCGUGUGUCAUGUUGAGCAGAAAGCCCAUUUCCAGUGUCAGCUCUGCUCACAGGUCCUUCCCUGGCCUCAGAGGCAGGGAGAGCCCCACAUACUUUUGGCAGGUGUGGAAGUGAAACUUACCCAAAGAACUAUAGAUGUAAAGAUUUGAACUUCUGUAGGAAGUACAACUCAGGAGAGCUGUAUUUUGAAGGAUAAAAUGUUUAUAAUUGGGGAGUGGGGGGAGAAGAAAUUAUUGUUCAUGGUAAAAGAUAUUUAGCAACUAUGGUAUUCUUAUUCUGAAAUUUUUGCACACUCAGGCUACCUGAGAUACUGGUAAUCAUCCUUCUGUGAAAAAUGUACAGAGACGACGCAGGUCUGUAAUAUAAAAAUCUUAAACAUGAUAUAGUUCUUGCACUGUUUUCUUUAUUUUCUUAUUCAUUUGCUAAAUACCUAUACUAUUUUGUCAAAUGCACUAAAAAUUUGGGUUUAACUUUUUGUCUUUUUAUUUUGUGGGGAUUUUUGUUUUGCCCUUUUCGGGGGGGUUGAUAACUUUGAAGGAUUAACAUGCCCAGAAGCUGUUGUGGCUGAUACUUGUCAUGAUCAACAACAACAACAACAACAAAAAGGGUAGAAAAUAUCCCUACUGACAUAACUACCUGUAAUAUACUUCUCUUAGGGCUUUUAAAGAUGAGCCAUUAAAAUAGAAUGAUCCUUCAUGGACUGAACUUGAAUCACUGCAAAAUGAAUCUAGGCUGCUGUCACUUUUUCUUUUGGGUGGCGGGGCUUGAUGUAGAUUUUAUUCUGUGUACAGAACUUAAUGUUGAAUAUAUUAAAAUAACUCUGGCAUGGUUUGGGGAGGUUAGAUUUACUGGAAAUGUAUUCAUACUGUGAAUUGUGCUCUGAUGGUUAAAAAUUACAAGAUUGUCAAGCAUUCCGUAUUAACAGUGGAUGUAGAAAUUUUUUCAGAUGGAUAAAAUGUAUAUGGUACAGAUGUAAAGUUUUCUAUGUAAAAAAUUCUGUACAACUUUCUGUACAAUAUUGAUUCUCAUCUGGCAUAUUCUAAUCAGGUUAUAGGUCAAUAAAGUUUUUGGAUUAUUUCAUCAGUGCAAUCAAA
Messenger RNA from Myotis myotis, 6994 nucleotides. RefSeq names its product ADP ribosylation factor guanine nucleotide exchange factor 1 (gene ARFGEF1). Gene Ontology annotation, biological process: regulation of ARF protein signal transduction. NCBI's taxonomy places the organism in Eukaryota, Metazoa, Chordata, Mammalia, Chiroptera, Vespertilionidae. The transcript has 39 exons. The record is from RefSeq and is a predicted model, not a curated record. Bases 132 to 5717 code for a protein of 1861 amino acids. Gene Ontology annotation, molecular function: guanyl-nucleotide exchange factor activity.